GGUCACCGACUAUCUCGCGAGAGGUGAAGGGAUCCGUGUGACCUGCUGGAGAUGGCGGCGCCCGCGGGGAGGCUGUUCGUGCAGCGUCUGAAGGCCGGACUGCCCGGUCUGAUACCUGUGCGAUGGAGUAGAUAUAACCCUGCGUUCCUCAACCCAGUCACAGAUAAAGAGAAGUACCAACGUCCUUUAGAAGAAUUCAAUAAGGAAGAAAAGGAAGACUGGGAUUUUAAAGCCACCAGACCAAUCAAAGCAUGCCCACCCAGUCUGAGUAGCUGUAUUUACUAUGAUGAAACUGUGAGCAAAUUCACAAACAUGAUGAUGAAGGGUGGCGACAAGAUACUGUCACGAUCCAUCAUGAACAAGACUUUAGAGAAAAUAAAGCGAACGCAGUUGGAAAAAUACUACAGCGCCUCCCCCGAUGAGAGAGAAAGUAUUGAAUGCAAUCCUUACACCGUCUUUCAUCAAGCAAUUAACAACUGCCAGCCCAUCAUUGGCCUCACAAGUGUCCUAAAAGGCGGGAAAUCCUAUCAGGUACCCACACCGCUGACAGAAAACAGACGUCGCUUCUUGGCCAUGAAGUGGAUAAUCACUGCAUGUAGAGACAAAAAGAUUUCUCGGAUACGGAUGUAUGAGAAACUGGCUGAUAUCAUCCUGGAAAGUUUCAAAGGGGAAGGAAAUAUUGUCAAGAAAAAAAAUGAGCUCCAUAAAAUGGCCGAGUCCAACAGGGCAUAUGCUCACUUCCGCUGGUGGUAGAUGUGGCUGUACUCCUUUACCAGAUCAUCAUUAUACAGAGACUGUUAAAGGACAAGAACUGGAAAAGCGUAUGUCUAGAUUAAGAAAGGUACUACUGUGC
Nanorana parkeri is the source of this 853-nucleotide messenger RNA. RefSeq names its product mitochondrial ribosomal protein S7 (gene MRPS7). Lineage: Eukaryota; Metazoa; Chordata; Amphibia; Anura; Dicroglossidae. Gene Ontology annotation, biological process: translation; ribosomal small subunit assembly. The transcript is spliced from 5 exons. The record is from RefSeq and is a predicted model, not a curated record. Gene Ontology annotation, cellular component: ribosome. Bases 52 to 753 code for a protein of 233 amino acids. Gene Ontology annotation, molecular function: structural constituent of ribosome; rRNA binding; mRNA binding.